This is a messenger RNA of Drosophila ananassae, 4251 nucleotides long. RefSeq lists its product as uncharacterized. NCBI's taxonomy places the organism in Eukaryota, Metazoa, Arthropoda, Insecta, Diptera, Drosophilidae. The record is from RefSeq and is a predicted model, not a curated record. Gene Ontology annotation, molecular function: nucleic acid binding. The transcript has 4 exons. Bases 1 to 4251 code for a protein of 1416 amino acids.
AUGCUGAUGGUAGAGCUUGUGGCCAAGCUCCCAAUAAGCAAACGAGUGGACUGGGCAAGGCACGCUGCAACUAUUCAGCCCUAUCCGACGAUUGUGGACUUCAGUUCGUGGUUGAUGGAACUAGCCAACGUGGUCUGCGUGGUGGCGGACAUCGAUGGAAAGGAGCCAAGGCGUCGAUUGCUUCAUGCCAGCGUCGACCGAGAGCAGGACGAGCAACAGGAGAGCUGCCGCAGGAAUUGUCCAAUUUGUGAAGGCCUUGGACAACAUGCAGUUCGGGACUGCCAACGAUUUAUUGGAGCCACACCUACAGAGAGGUGGAGACUCGCAAGAAGACAUCGCCUAUGCUUCAUGUGCUUGCAAAGCGGGCAUAUGACUGGAUCCUGCGCUGCGUCAGAAGAGUGCCCCGUGAAUGGAUGCAGGAGGAAGCAUCACCGUCUUCUUCAUGAGGAAAACAACGAAGGCUUCAGGAGACCGCCACAGCGAGGCGGCAAUUGGAGAGGCUACAACCGGCAGGCAGCCGGACCGAGGGAAGGCGUCCAAGUGAAUGAAGGAGCAGCCUCAUCCGUGGAUGCCUCUGCGACCCCGGAGAGAAAUUUGAGCUGUGUCGACGAGGACCGAGAACGACUUCUGUUCCGUGUAUUGCCGGUGACGCUAUACGGAGGUGGGAAGCAGGUGGAUACGUACGCUCUUCUGGCUGAAGGUUCUUCGGUGACGAUGGUCGAGAACGAGCUGGUUGCAGAGCUAGGCGUACAAGGAGUACGUCGUCAGCUGAACGUUCCGUGGUUCGGAGGCAGGGCCACAAGAGAGCCUACUAACGUGGUACGUCUGGAGAUCAGUGGAGCAGGCAAGUCCUCCCGACAUGUGCUGAGAAACGUCUAUGCCAUUUCGAGCUUGAGUCUGCCGAUGCAGAGCCUGCACAGAAGGGAUGUUAGGAGCGUGAACAAGGACGCUCGACUACCAAUGAAGCCCUACGUAAAUGCAGUGCCGAAGCUGCUUAUUGGUUUGGACCAUGGGCAUCUAGGACUGCCAUUGAAAACGAGACGGUUUGCCAGCGAGGGACCGUACGCGGCCGCAACCGAAUUAGGAUGGGUUGUUUUUGGGCCUGUAGAAGGACGACGAGACACGCCAUCACCAAGGUCUUGUCUGCUAGCCACGUCGUUGGAUGAUAACGUGGAACGGAUCGUCGAGGACUACUUCGAGAUCGAGAACUUCGGUGUGAAGGCGGCGCCAGCGGCCGCAGCCAGCGACGACGUGAGGGCGCAGAAGAUCCUGGAGGACACAACGGUGCGAGUUGGCCGCCGAUACCAGACGGGAUUAUUGUGGAAAACUGAUAACGUUGUGCUGCCACGUAGUUAUGAUAUGGCGUACAAUAGAUUGGUCAACAUAGAAAGGAAAAUAAAGCGAGAUGGGCAGUUCGCCCAAGAAUAUUCCCGGAUUGUUAAUGAUUAUGUCGACACGGGAUACGCUCGGCGUCUGGAACGACAGGAGAUCGAUUCGGGAAGCGAUAGAACCUGGGAAGGUGCCGUCGGAGUCUGCAGCGACAUUAAAGAAAUGUUUCACCAGGUGCUGAUCCGACCCGAGGAUAGAUGUGCGCAACGCUUUCUGUGGAGAGACGGGAAUGACCAACGGGACCCCGACGUCUACGAGAUGUGCGUGAUGACCUUUGGAGCAGCAUGCUCACCGAGUGCGGCGCAUCACGUGAAGACAGUGAAUGCCAAGCGAUUCCUGGAUUCGGAUCCCAGAGCAGUCAAGGCCAUCGUGGACUACCACUACGUGGAUGACUAUGUGGAUAGCUUCGCCACAGAGAGCGAAGCCAUCGAAGUAUCUAGCAGAGUGAAGAAGAUACAUGCAGAAGGCGGUUUUGAGCUUUGCAAGUUCUCGUCCAGUUCGCCUACAGUGGAGAGGAUGCUUGGACCCAGUGAUCACGCCCAGAGUAUUGGAUGGGGUGAGGCCGAGCAAAAGAUUUUGGGAAUGCGGUGGCAGCCAGCCACGGACGACUUCAGGUUUCGAGUGAAGUACCACAAAGUCGCCCCCGUCGUGUCCGAUGGAAAGAGAAUUGCCACAAAAAGGGAAUUCUUGAGUAUGGUCAUGUCAACGUUCGACCCCUUGGGAUUCCUGUGUUGUCUAAUGAUAACAGCGAAGUUGUUGCUGCGAGAGGUCUGGAGGAGGAAGAUCUCAUGGGAUGAACCACUACCGGCUGAAAUGUACAACGCCUUUAUGGACUGGCGUAAAGAGAUGGAGAAAGUGGAACGUUUUCGGUGCCCACGUCACUACUUUGGAUCCGGGCUGGUGAAGACUGUCGAGAUGCACGUAUUUGUGGAUGCGAGUCAGUCGGCAUUCGCAUCAGUGGUCUACUGGAGGAUCACGUACGAGGACGGCGACGUGCAAGUGAGGUUCGUGUGCGCAAAGACGAAGUGUGCACCGAUGCGAACGAUGACGAUUCCACGGUUGGAGCUGCAGGCAGCAGUUCUAGGAACGAGGUUGAUGGACACAGUCAGACAGGACCAUAGUGUGGCCAUUGCAGAGACUGUGCUAUGGACGGAUUCGAAGACAGUGCUGCGUUGGAUUGGCAGCACACACCGACGCUACAAGCAGUUCGUAGGGAACAGAGUAGCCAAGAUUCUGGAGUCGACGAAGGUGGCCCAAUGGAGAUGGCUACCAUCCGCCGACAACGUGGCAGAUGAUGCAACUCGAGCGCAACGCAGCGUGGACCUAAGCGAGGAGUCACGCUGGUUAAGAGGACCGGCAUUCCUGAGGAGACCAGCGGGCAGCUGGCCAGGAACUGCACCCACCGACGAAGCGGAUGCAGAAGACGAAGAGGAGAUGCCGGGUGAGUUCGUGCUUGUUGGAGCGAGUGACCCGUUCAUAUCGCUGGAGAGAUUCUCAAGCUACAGGCGAUUGCUGAGGACUACGGCUUGUGUCCUAAGGUUCAUACGUCGAUGCCGUGGACAACGAGAUGAGCUGGAGAACUACGGCCUCAAUGUAGCUGAGUGUGAAGCAGCUGAGGACUUGUUAUUCCGUAGAGCACAACGUGAGGCGUUCCCCGAUGAGGUGCAGGCCGCAGAGAAGGACUUGGACGUCGCUAAAGGAAGCGACAUAUGUGGACUGGCGCCAUACCUAGAUGGCAAUGGAAUCCUGCGAGCGUAUGGCAGGAUCGAUGCGGCGCUAUGUAUACCUUACAGCGCCAGGAGGCCAGUGAUCCUCUCCCACCGGCAUGGUCUCACGGAGAUGAUUGUGCGCGACGCCCAUGUGAGGAUGAAGCAUCAAAACGUGGAUGCUACGAUGGCGGAGAUCCGGACCAGGUUCUGGAUUACGAGACUACGAAGAGUGCUUCGUAGUGUGAUCUCGGGAUGCAGCGAGUGUAAGCUGCACAGAGCACGGCCGAUGCCGCCGAUUAUGGGACCCCUGCCAGAUGAUCGUUUGGACGCCUAUGGAUGGCCGUUUAAGAGCACAGGCCUCGACUACUUUGGGCCGCUGCUAGUGACCGUUGCUCGGCACCAGGAGAAACGAUUUGCGGAGAUCUUCGAACCCGAGAGGAUCCAGUCGGAGCUGUCAAGCAAGGGAAUUGAGUGGAUCUUCAACUGCCCAGCGAACCCAUCAGAGGGUGGAGUCUGGGAGCGAAUGGUGCAGUGCGUGAAGAGGGUGCUACGCCACACAGUGAAGGAAGUGGCGCCGAAGGAGCACGUCCUGGAGAGUUUCCUGAUAGAGGCGGAGAAUGUCGUUAAUUCUCGUCCUCUCACCCAUUUGCCAGUGAGUGCGGACCAGGAAGCCCCUCUCACACCCAAUAAUCUCCUCAAGGGAGCAGCUUGCCCACCGGAUACCCCCGUCCUGGAUGGAGGCCUCGUCAAGGAAGGAGCUACGCGGAAGCAGUGGCGCGUGGCAAGGAUGUUGAGAGACCGAUUCUGGAGGAGGUGGGUCUUGGAGUACCUACCCACGCUGACACGGAGAGAGAAGUGGUGCCGCAGAGAGAAGCCGAUUCAACGAGGAGACAUUGUCUUCGUUUGCGAUCCAGCCAUUCCGCGUCGAGACUGGCGGAAAGGCGUCGUGGGGGAGACCUUUGCUGGAACGGAUGGUGAGGUCAGACGAGCCCGCGUUAGGAUCAUGGAUGGAGAUCGGACCCGCUGGAUAAUGCGCCCCGCUUCAAAGUUGGCGGCUUUGGAUUUGAGUGAAGAAGUUCUUCACGGAGUUAUUUCAUUACACGAGACCAUUGCUUUUGUGCGACUGUUCGACUGUGAUUAUACGCUGGAAUAG